Anthostomella pinea is the source of this 999-nucleotide messenger RNA. The record is from the annotation of a GenBank genome assembly. NCBI's taxonomy places the organism in Eukaryota, Fungi, Ascomycota, Sordariomycetes, Xylariales, Xylariaceae.
AUGGACAAGGUCUGCUGGUACAAGAAGCCCAACUUGCGUUUGCUAUACCUCAUGCUCUUCCCGACAUAUAUAGGCAUAGAAUUGACCUCCGGGUUCGACUCACAGAUGAUCAAUGCUCUCCAGAUCGUGCCUUUAUGGAAUGCUUACUUUGAUGAACCUGAUGGUGCGCUUAAGGGUAUCAUCUCGGCCGCGUACUCGCUUGGCGCCAUUCUCUCGCUGCUGUUCAUUGGUAUCGUCAACGAUAAGUUCGGGCGUCGCGGGUUUAUCGCUAGAGGUUCAUUAAUCAUGGUCAUUGGUGCCCUGAUCCAGGGUCUCUCUGUCAAUACCGGCAUAUAUAUUUUUGCGCGUCUGGUUCUUGGGUUUGGGAUUCUUACGUGCAUCGUUUCAGGCUCCUCUUUGAUCGGAGAGCUUGCUUACCCCAAGGAGCGUCCUGUCUUGACGUCGCUUUUCAACGUUUCAUACUUCGUCGGCCAACUCUUAGCCGCCGGGAUAUGCUUUGGUACUAACAGCAUCGCCAGCAACUACGCGUGGAAAAUCCCGUCGUGGCUCCAGAUGUGCCCUUCGCUGGUGCAAAUCGCCUUUAUCUUUUUCAUCCCCGAAAGCCCGAGAUGGCUGAUCACCAAGGAGAAGAGUGACGAAGCGUACGCUAUCCUGGCCAAGUAUGACGGUGAAGGUGACCACGAGUCCGAGUUCGUGAAGGCCGAGUUUGUACAGUUGCAGACUACCAUCAGCAUUGAACUAGACCAUUCCAAGAAAUCGUACAAGAACCUUGCAGCGACGAGCGGAAUGAGACGACGAAUGUUGAUCAGCGCAGCGCUUGGACUCUUCACUCAGUGGUCUGGAAAUACCCUCAUAUCGUACUACCUCAGUGAUAUCUUGGACAUGAUCGGCAAACCCGAUCCGAUCUUCCAACAGCAAAUCAACGUAGCUGUAAGUGAUCCCCCUUCAUUGUUAGGAUGUUGGAACAAGUAUGAGAAUCGCGCGGACCCCGAACCAUAG